Molecule: messenger RNA, 324 nt
Organism: Cucurbita moschata (crookneck pumpkin)
Lineage: Eukaryota; Viridiplantae; Streptophyta; Magnoliopsida; Cucurbitales; Cucurbitaceae
Exons: 1
Coding region: 1-324 (107 amino acids)
Source: RefSeq, a predicted model, not a curated record
AUGGCCGCCGACGGCCUCCUCCGCCCUGUCUACGAGGCUUGCAUCGCCGGCUGCGACACCGAGAUCGACCGCCGCCCCUACCACCGCAACUGCGGCUGUGCACUCCACAAAUCCCGUCGUCAAUCUCCUCGCUGCUCCCAUUCCAAGUCUAAAUCCAUCUUCUAUCCCAUUCGCCGAUCCUGGAGUGAAGGUUGCUUGGCACUCGCCCUCGCCUCUGCUUCAUCUUCCCCUUCCUCCUCCCCUGUCAUCGGUAAGACCUCUCAACCUGGUGUCGCUUUGAGCGACGAUGACGACGACGCUCCUCUUCAGCUUGCGAGGAAUUGA